This is a messenger RNA of Ceraceosorus guamensis, 1820 nucleotides long. RefSeq lists its product as hypothetical. Bases 31 to 1458 code for a protein of 475 amino acids. Lineage: Eukaryota; Fungi; Basidiomycota; Exobasidiomycetes; Ceraceosorales; Ceraceosoraceae. The transcript has 2 exons. The record is from RefSeq and is a predicted model, not a curated record.
CCACCAACUCCAUCGCCACGCAGAGCGACCAUGUCUGCCCCACCUCCUCGGCGGCCUGACGGCAGCAGACCAGAUGCGGACUCCGAGGGCACAAGCAAGGGGAAAAGGCGAGAGGGCUCUUCAGCAACAGCUUCUUCGAGCCGAUUCGCCUUGCCAGUACCCACAGCUUCGGAUCUUGCUGGCAUGAUGGUCUCGGGAGGUAAAGCUGUUCCUGGCGCUUCGGGUCUGCCAGGCGUAGACUCUCAGCAGGCGCAGUGGAACUCCGAUGCUCGAGCAGCAGCAGCAGCAGCGGCUGCUGUGGGGGGUUCAAACACGGCAGGCUACGUCCCUGGCACAGCCACGUUCAGAUCCGCAGGUCCGUCCGGCUCAUCCACAGCGCACCCAACCGAGCAUGCAAUGAGCACCUUUGUGCACGGCAAAGCGCCAGAUGAAGCGCAAGCGCAGGCUCAGGCUCGCGAUGAAGGGCGUCAAGAUGCAGAGGAAGGUCGUCGACUGCUCCGUUCGCCCGAACUGCUUGUCGGUCCCUAUGCCCAUGCCGAAGCGCUGGAUCCCGCUCUUCACCAUUCCGUGCGCACAGCUUCCAAAGCCUCCAUGAUGGAUUCAGCCUGGCUCUCUUCCAUCUACUCCAACUCUGGCACCUCGCAGAACCAUCCGAACGAAAGUUCGCUACAAAGGACGUGGGAGCGGUCUUCCCUGCCGAGCCAGCAGAUGGAAGGACCAUCCGCCGCAGAUCCGAGCUUGAACUUUAUGGAUGCGUUAGCUACGGACGAGGCGCUAGAAGCACCACAAGCGGCAGUCGCACCAUUCGUGCCUCCCGCUCACGGCGUUCAAGCUCUCCCAGCAGGCUUGACAGAUACAUGGCGUCCGCCCACUCCUUCUCGACCUGGCGAGCUGACACUGGAGCAGCUAGAGCUGCAUCGACAAGUAGCAGCAGCCCAAGAUGAUCAAUUGCCUCACCUACCUCCCCUCACUUCGGAAGCUGAUGCUUCUCAAAACGCGCUAGGCUCGAGAGCGGCCGAAAGUGUGGCGCCGCCGCGAGAUGACGAGAGGUCAAGAACGGGUGUGUACGCAUUAAAUCCGGAAGAUGCUCUGAGGGCCGUUUGGGAUGGACCGGUGGAGGGAGAGAGAGCUAGACAGGUUACGAAAGCGAGUAGCAGUGAUGCGCUAAGAGGCGGCGAAGGCAGUGUGGAGAGAGGCAAGCAGGUAGUAGGACGUGUUUUGACGUAUAUCGGGAGAGGGACGUAUGUAGAUGACGUGUAUGGUCUACCGCCUUUUCUCGCGCAAGCACUCAAGGAGGCCACUUCGGAGACGCAAGAUUCAGAGAGCGAUGCCAUGCGCGCUCGAGCCAUUGCUCGUCUCGAGGCGCUCACAAGGCAUCUGACCCUCAGCGAUACCGAUCGACAAGCAGGAACUGCGGACAAAACAGCAGCAGCCGAAAAUUGGCUCCGGCGAAAUUGAGUGUGCCUGUCCGGCUCCACCUGCGCAAGCCAUUGACGAGGACAGCUUCUUGUAAUACUGUAACGUAACGCAUCGUAUUGUAAGGCGCAAGGAAACCAAAGCAAUGCAGCUCCGCAUCUAAUCUUCCCUAACAUACCCAGCUGGGAACAGUCCGACUCUGCCAUUCGCAUCUCUUCCCUGCGCCCAGCCAUCUCCAAAAGCCAAGCCUUUGCCCGUCAAUUCUACCUGUUCCCCUUCGGUCAGGUCGAUCUCGUCGGGCCCUUGAGCCGCAUAAUCGUAGAGCGCAGUGACUCGUUUGACUCGUGGUGUCUGUGCUGGUUUUGUCGCCCGGGAAGUAGGAGGUGGUCGAGCUGGAAUGGGCG